CUUAGUUAUACAUUAGCGAAUACAUAUGUAAUCAAAAGUUAAUGAUUGACAAAACAAAUAAGAUUAUUAAUGAUUAAUAUGACAUUGCGAUCAUAGAUUUAUAUAAACAGAUCGCAUCACCAAAUAGCAUUUUGGACUGUGUACAAGAAGGAAAUGGCCCGAUUCACGUCUUUGGUUCUUCUGGUCGCUUGCGUUGUGUUUGUGAAGGCAAACGUCUUCAGGUUCGAUGUAGACGAGGACAGAGAAGAUUUCAAUAAACUGUUACAGAUCUUAAGCAAACCUAGAACACUUGACAGAUUCGUCAAUGACAAGCUUAGACCAAGUGGAUUAAAGGUGAAAUCGUUCUCAUGGGGCAACUGUGGAUCAUCAAGUGACCCAAUCCAGGUACACAAUUUCACACUGAGUCCAGAUCCAAUUAAGCUACCAGGGGAUGUCCAGGCUGGAUUCUCAGUCACAUUCAAAGAGUCAUUUGGUGCUCCUCUGCAGGCCAAACUUGAGAUAAAGAAGAAAGUGCUUGUCUGGAUCCCAAUCCCAUGUGUUGACAACAUUGGAUCAUGCACCUAUGAUGAUGUCUGCAGCUUCAUCCCCCUCUCCCCCGGGGACCCAUGCCCCUACCCCCUCAGCGACUAUGGCAUUCCAUGUACUUGCCCCUUUCCUGCUGGAAACUUCUACCUUCCCCCAGCUACCUACUACCUUGACCCUAGCUCCCUUAAGAUUCCCACAUGGCUAGAAGAUGGAGAUUAUCAAGCAACAGUACUGCUUAAUAUCAUUGACAACAUAAACAGGGUGUUCCCACUGUUGCCAAUGCAAGGAGGUUUAAAAGUGUCAACUGCACCUGCUCACAGUUUAAUCAACCAUGGUUGUAUAUCAUGUAUAUGAACAAUACAGAACAGUCUUCUUUCAUCAGUCUUCAUUGUGCAUUAUAGUCACUUUAUCCCUGAAGUUGAAAACAAUUAAUUGACCUGUAUACAAGGUGCCUGAAGCACCAUACUGUAGCCAUGGGGAUUUCAGGUCCAUGGAUUCAAACCAUUAUGUCAUCUUCCUAUUCUUGCUGAAUGUAUUUUCAGGGCAUUGUCCUAUGUUUAAGUUCUUAUACAGCACCAUGCCAGGAAGGCCCUAUUGAGUGCACUCACCCAUUUGGUGCCUCCAUUCUUUAGGAUGUGAGGCUACCCCAGGGGAAGGGGUAAAUGCUUAAAGGCAAUAGUAGGACCUGGCAAUAUUUUCUUCUAGCUCUAGGGGCAGGACAAUUAAGAUUGAUGAAAAAAGGUUGUUGUAAUUGCAAUACUGGACAAUAUCUAUGCACUCCAAAUCUAAAAUUCAAUGUACACCACACUACUCAAAAGUACAGUUUUUCCUUUUUAUAUGCACUCUGUAUUUUGAUAUUGCUCUUUUUCUAUGCACAAAAAAUGAUUGUAGAACAUACUCAGACUUUGCCUGAGAGUUCAAUUCUUAACAAAUUAAUAUGUACUUCAGCCUGUGCUUAUAUGUAACUAUUUAGAACUAUAUAUUUUGUAAAUUUCUUGGGUAUAUAUGAUU
Messenger RNA from Owenia fusiformis, 1536 nucleotides. The record is from the annotation of a GenBank genome assembly. NCBI's taxonomy places the organism in Eukaryota, Metazoa, Annelida, Polychaeta, Sabellida, Oweniidae.